This is a messenger RNA of Paramuricea clavata, 1331 nucleotides long. The record is from the annotation of a GenBank genome assembly. Lineage: Eukaryota; Metazoa; Cnidaria; Anthozoa; Malacalcyonacea; Plexauridae.
AAGAAAUUACGACUAUAAUGCGAUAUUAGAGUUUUUAGACAAAUACCAUGACAUAAGGAUGUCGAAACGGACUCUCUUAAACCGUUUAAGAGAUUAUGGUUUGAACAGGCGAAAUCGCAACAUCGACGAAGAUCUCCUUCGCGAUCAUAUUAACAGGGAAUUGCAAGGCUCUGGUAACCUACUUGGUUACCGAGCGAUGUGGCGGAGACUUCACUUGAAAUAUGACAUUAAUGUACCAAGGUCAGCGGUAGAAGAAUUAAUGAGAGAAAUUGAUCCCGAAGGUGUCAGAAGUCGAAAAGCCCACAGGCUUAAAAGAAGAAAGUAUUCUAAUCCCGGGCCAAAUUACUGCUGGCACGUCGACGGGUACGACAAACUCAAACCUUAUGGGCUGCCUAUACACGGAUGUAUCGAUGGUUUUAGUCGACGUUUGAUAUGGCUGAAAGUGGAAAAGAGCAAUAAUGAUCCUAGAGUAAUCGCAAACUUAUUCAAAAACGCUAUCAUUGAGAUAGAAGGUUGCCCAACACUCCUGCGUACUGACCGAGGGACAGAAAAUGCAAUCGUCUCGUCAGCCCAAUGUUUAUUUAGAAGAAAUGGAACCGAUUCUCUUGCUGGUUUGAAAGCCCACCGCUUUGGCUCUUCUCAUAGCAACCAGCGCAUCGAGGCUUGGUGGGCAUUUCUAAGACGAACAUGGAGUACUUGGUGGAUGAAUUUCUUCAAAGACAUGAUACAUGAAGGCCACCUCGAUGCAAGUAAUAAAUUACAUCUUGAAUGUAUCUGGUUCUGCUUUAAGAAUCUCAUACAAAACGAAUUAAACGGCGUUAUGGAAGAGUGGAAUAAUCAUUACAUUCGUAAGUCUCGAUUUCAAACGGCCUCAGGCAUCCCAAACAAUCUCUUUUUCCUACCUGAAAGUGUCGGUGCCACAGACCGCAAACAUCCAUAUAACCGGGAAGAUAUGGAGGAAAUCAAUAAUGAACUCCGUAUACCUGCAGAGAAUGAUGAUUCCUUGAUUUAUCAGGAAUAUUUUUCUUAUGUCAGUCAAAUUAUUAGACUUGGUGAACCAAGUUCUGCGAGGGAAGCACUAACUUUAUAUUGUAGACUUUUGGUUGCUGCUCAAUAAAUAGCACACCAAAUAAUAUUAUAUUAUAAUAUAUAUUAUUAUAAUAAUAUUGACAUUAUAUAUUUUCUAACAAAAACUUUUAUAUCAACUUUAAUCAAAUGUCAACUUAUUAUGCAAUGAUAAUUGUUGCUCUAUAUAAUCAUGUUACUUUUAAAUAUCAAUAAAAAGUCUUGAAAUGUAUCUGAAAAUUGAAAACUUAGACUACGUGCAAACG